This is a messenger RNA of Protopolystoma xenopodis, 426 nucleotides long. The record is from the annotation of a GenBank genome assembly. NCBI's taxonomy places the organism in Eukaryota, Metazoa, Platyhelminthes, Monogenea, Polystomatidea, Polystomatidae.
AUGAAUCGUCUUUCGCCCUCUUUCUGCUCUUUUGAGACGGUCUUCUCUGCCUGCUUGCAGGCGUUCAUGUCCCUUUCUUCGGUUUUUACCAACACACGAACACAUCUUUUUUGUGCGUUCUCGCGCUCCACGAAGUAUUUCAUCACGAGCCGUCGGUCCUGCCUGCAUGUCACCGUGGUGGAGGUGUUGGCACACUUGCACUUGACGACACUCUUCUCCUCUGCAAUUCGGCAACUACAAUUCGACUUGACCAGCUUCCGAGUGAUCACAUUUCGUACUCCAUUUGUGCAGUUCCCUUUGCUCGGUCUGAGUCUUUCCCGCGCUGGAUGGCACUCGGGAACCGGUGUCAUCUUCUGCUCCACAGUUUCACUGCAACCAUUGGAGCUGGCAGGAUUUUUCACUUGUCUGGUUGUCGUCACAACGUAG